Fusarium poae is the source of this 588-nucleotide messenger RNA. RefSeq lists its product as uncharacterized. The coding region runs from base 1 to 588 and encodes 195 amino acids. The record is from RefSeq and is a predicted model, not a curated record. The transcript has 2 exons. Lineage: Eukaryota; Fungi; Ascomycota; Sordariomycetes; Hypocreales; Nectriaceae.
AUGGCGGCAAAUAACCCCGAAUCUCUUCAAAACCAGGGCCCGUUUCAUGCUCGUGUUCUUCCUUCUCAACCAGCGGUAAAGAGUUGGCACAAGCCCGGCAACGAACAAGGUAACGCUGCAAAACCAGAAUUUCACGCCCAGACGUUCCCACCUGGGACUGCACCAUUUGCGGAUUCCUUCCAGCCACAUCCCAUUGAUUCCAACAUAUCCGAGAACGCAUAUGAGGGAGACGGGUAUGGCGCAUUGGACAUGCCUGGUGCAACAUCAAAGGACAUCCACAACUCCAUUGAUUCCCUGCAUGGCAAGCCUUUGCAGGGUCAAGAAAACCGCGAAAGUAGAGGUGUUCAUCCACGGAAAAGAAAGAAGGAAAGAAGCGGUCUGGAAGGUGUUGGUGCAAGUACCAGCAAUUCGGUCUUUGACAAAGUACGGGAUACGGUUGCAGAUAAACCAGACGUGGAAAAAGGACAGAGAGGAUAUACGGGUCAGAAAGAGGGUGGACUAGCUGCUGCUGGAGCAGAAUCCAUUCCACCUGUGACAGCAGAGGAAAGGGCUGUUCGUCAAGGACCUCAUGGAUAUUCGGCGAAGUGA